Molecule: messenger RNA, 3267 nt
Organism: Colletotrichum karsti
Lineage: Eukaryota; Fungi; Ascomycota; Sordariomycetes; Glomerellales; Glomerellaceae
Exons: 1
Coding region: 1-3267 (1088 amino acids)
Source: RefSeq, a predicted model, not a curated record
AUGGCCAUUCCCGAGACCAACGUCAACAGACAGCGCGAGGUCAUGGUCGUCUCCUCGGAUUCAGGCCCUCCCCGGCUCGACCUCACCAUGAACAAAGGUCGCCGGGGAACAUUCAGCAGCUUCGGCAGCGCCGACGACCGCGGCUUCUCCCCUCGCACCGCCAGAUCAUCCAACGACCUCUUCGCGCAGGUUCUCAGCAGAAUCGAAACGACAGACUCCGAUUCCGAGUGGGGUGUCGUCCGGGCCCGCGCCCGGGAGAACAACGACAGACAUGGCAUGGGGGACCUCAUCAACUUUCUCAGAACCACCUCGCCGCCGCCGCAGUUCCCAGAGAAGUCCGUGUUUGACGAUAGCGAAGAUACCCAGGAGCAGGAGGAAGAAGAAGAACCCGAGAGGUGGAGGCUGUUCAAGAAGCUGCGCCGCCCGCGCACUCGUGCCAGAUCGGAGUCGCCCGCUCGCCGGCCACGAACCGCCGGGCUGCCCAACUCUGCUGUCGCUUCGAAGACGGCGAGCGGUGCCUCGCAUAUCGCAAUUUCCAUCCCGUUGGAGUAUUGCCACGUAGGACCGGACUCCGACUGGGCUCUCGCUAUAUUCAACGCCACGCCGCCCCUUCCUCCGGCUGCUUCUCGAGCCAGCGAGGAUAGCGUCAAUGGUCAAACCAGGCCUUACGCCAGCGAUCGCACCGUUACCGUUCUCAAAACCGUCAGCGAGCAAGGAUCCGCGUUGACAGUCGACACGAUGAGCACGCAAUCGCAACGUCAAGGUAGAAAGGGCUCGGUAUCUAUUUGGCCCAAGAUCAACCCGAAUCCAUCGAGCCAGCCGAGAACGCCUUAUGCGACACCACCGGGAAGUGUGCGCGGGACUACGAGCGUCUCCAAGAAGAAGCGUGGCCGGCUGGCGGGGUCGCCGCAACAGUACGCAGAGCUGCCGGCGUCACCGGUCAUCAUGCCCCAAAGCCCUGAUGAAAGCUUCGAUACGAAGCCUUGGGAGGCAGGAAUUCUUUCGCAGUCUCCUAGUCAGCAAAAGUCAAAAACGAAAUCCCCAAGACGGCCGGAGAACAUCACUCUCCCGCCUCGUAGAUCCAGCAUCAAGAUUGUGCGCCCACAAACAGAAGGCGCGAGAGACGGAAAUCAAGCAUCGAUCGAUGGCAUGAUUGGUGGCUCGGCGAGGCGCCAGAGUGUGACGUUCGAUGGACCUCCGCUCAGCCCAGGAUACUCCGAAGUGCCUUCGCUGAGCCCAAGCAUAGCAACAACGGAGUUAUCAGAACCGAUCAUCACAAGGGCCCGGUCCGCAAAAGCUUACUCGACCGCGUCGGUCAUAUUCCAGGACUCGGAGUCAACUACGCCAAGGCCGUCGUUGACCAUCAGGCCCGGAAGUAGUGACACCACUCAGACUACCCUGGUGAAUGAGUCCGUCGCCUCCCGCAACCCGUCAACCAGGACUGCCACAUCGAGACAAAGCCGCAGAGAUCGCGUCAAGAAUAUCAAGCAUCGGGACAUGGAGGCUCAGAGAGCCUUCAAGAAAACGCGAGAAGAAGAUGGCGAAACGACACCAAGGCCACAAACCUCCGAGACGGUGAUCAGCUCUCUUCGGCUGCCGUCCCGUGAUGGCACAUUCGGGUCCAGGGACGACAUCCGUGGCAUGCAGACGAAGCUCUCGGCCACGAACUUGGCCAACAUGGCCGAGUCUCAAAGGAAAUCACCAAGCCACAGCUCCAACGGCAAUUCACUCAAAAUAUCAGAUUGGCAAGCGACCCAGCGUGUCGAUACCCCGGGCUGGGAAACGGCGCAAGAGGAAUUGAGUCCCGACUGGGAAACCGCCCGAGAAGACACCCCGACCCCGCCCUGGUCGAAACCAUCGCUCCUGGACGAGACCAUGGCCGCCGCCGACUCUGCAGCCAGCAAGUUCGACAGCAGCCUCGCCAGAGACAGCACAAUCAGCUCUGUUCCACCCCGCCGCUGGGGGAGCCUCAAUCGAACCAGUUGGGCGAGUUCAGUCCCUCUCUUGGAUCGGAUAGGCAGCUUCGUCCUGUCCGAGGCCGAUGCUGCGAAGGUUGGAGAGCUGGUUAGCCAUGAUAAUUCAACCGAAGGCCAAAGUCGAAUGACGCGCGCAGACUCUGCAACCCUCUCUCAGACGGAUUCGGCCCGCCUCACUUCGCCUCCCCUAAGCAUAGUAGAAAGCGAGGGCAAUCUCCCCAGGUCUGAGACGGAGACGACAGCGCAGUUCAUCGCUGGCAGCAUAGCUGCUUUUCCCAAACCCGGUCCCGCGCCCAGGUUGAGCGCCAUCAUGCCCGUUGCCGAAGUCGUGCCUGGCUCUGUCGACGAGAGAUGGUCUGCUUCAACUCUAAACUCCCCAGUGACUGCCGUCACCCACAUCCCCUCCGCGAAUACUCAAGCACCAACACUGCCCUUUCCGCAACUCGCCCGCCCACACACGGCGGGUAACACGAACCCAGAGCUCCUCAACGCAGCCUACGACACCCGGAGAAUGUCGCUCAGAAUACGGCCGGCAGCCGACGAAGGCGAGGCCUCCGAGACCGCGACUGUGCGCCCCAAAAGCCGCCUCCGCGACGACGACGGCGUCGACUUCCUCUCCAUGUCCGCCAGGGAACUCCGCGCCCACUACGCCACCCUCCGCAGCGCCAGGGUCAACGACCUCGCCCACGAGAUGCUCCUGAACCAGGAGCGUCUCGAGAUGCGCAUGCACCAACAGGAGCGGAACCAGAUGCUCUUCAUCGAGCGCCUAGAACGCUGCAUGUCCGACCUCCGAAGCCUGCCGGGCUCCCCCUUCUCGACAUCUCGCCCACUGGACUGGCCCCUGGACCAUGACAACGAGCUGGUCUACGAAGAGCAGCGCAUUAGCCGCGUGCGCAGGCCCAACCGCCUCGGGGGCUCGCUGCACCAGCAGCAUCACUCCGAGUCGUCCCGCCCCUCCCGCCGCCGCCUCACGGGAAGUCAGGACGACUUCGUGGACUUUGACGGCGACUUCAUCGACCGCCACGACCAGCGCAGGCAGCGACGUCCGUCCACCUCGCACGUCACGCCUUCGUCCUCGCGGAGAUCGGGAGCGGCGGCGCGGCCACGUCGCCACGGCGCACCACCCGUGCUCCCUCCCCUGACCACCCGCCGCAGCGGGUUGGACUCCCUCGACCCCCUGAUUCGGGAGCUGCAGUUCGCGGCGCGCGUGAGCCAGGAGACGAACCGGACGGAGAGGAUCCGGACGCCGCAGCCCGGCGACCCGGGUGAUUACUAUUACAACAUGAUUUGA